Messenger RNA from Plenodomus lingam JN3, 2205 nucleotides. RefSeq lists its product as uncharacterized. NCBI's taxonomy places the organism in Eukaryota, Fungi, Ascomycota, Dothideomycetes, Pleosporales, Leptosphaeriaceae. The record is from RefSeq and is a predicted model, not a curated record.
AUGCGUUACGCAUUCGUUGCUGCCGCCAUCAUUGGCGCGGUCUCCGCCACGGAAUAUGGCUGGGGCUACGGGGAGACACCACCUGGACCAGGAGGUCCACCGCCGCCGGGUAUGUCGCCUCCUCCUAUGCCUACGCCGCCGGGUAUGUCGGCUCCUCCUGGCUACCCGGUGAACUCCAUGCCUACUCCCUCUAUGCCGGAUGAGACAAGCACACCUACGCCCUCCAUGCCAGGCGUGAACAGUUCACCUACGCCCUCCAUGCCAGGCGUGAACAGUUCACCUACGCCCUCCAUGCCAGGCAUGAGCAGUUCACCUACGCCCUCCAUGCCAGGCAUGAGCAGUUCACCUACGCCCUCCAUGCCAGGCAUGAGCAGUUCACCUACGCCCUCCAUGCCAGGCAUGAGCAGUUCACCUACGCCCUCCAUGCCAGGCAUGAGCAGUUCACCUACGCCCUCCAUGCCUGGUGAGAGCAGUGCGCCCACUCCUUCUCAGCCUGAGAGCACGCCUUGCGAGUCUACGGCUACAAGUGCCUCCAUGUCGUCUCCUACUCCCUCCAUGCCUGGUGAGAGCAGUGCGCCCACCCCUUCCCAGCCAGAGAGCACGCCUUGCGAGUCUACAGUUACAAGUGCCUCCAUGUCGUCUCCUACUCCAUCCGGGACUGUGGGUACUCCUCUGUACUUCACCUCGUCUUCUGCACCGGCGACUACGGAGAUGACGACCUACAAGACCACCACUGUCUGCCCUACUACCGAAACACACGGCACUGAGAUCAUCACAACGUUGACCACUCAGAUCAUUACCGUCACCUCUUGCAAGGGUGGAUGCCACGAGCCAACUCCUACUCCAGACUACCCAGGCUACCCACCUUCUGGCGAGAAGCCUCCUACCCCAGACUACCCAGGCUACCCACCUUCUGGCGAGAAGCCUCCUACCCCAGACUACCCAGGCUACCCACCUUCUGGCGAGAAGCCUCCUACCCCAGACUACCCAGGCUACCCACCUUCUGGCGAGAAGACUCCCCCUGGCGAGAAGCCUCCUGCUCCAGGCUACCCAGGCUACCCACCUUCUGGCCAGAAGACUCCCCCUGGCGAGAAGCCUCCUGCUCCAGGCUACCCAGGCUACCCACCUUCUGGCAACAAGCCCAACCCUCCCCCGAACCACCCUGGCCAGCCACCAGCGGGCGAGAAGCCUCCUACCCCAGACUACCCUGGCUACCCACCUUCUGGCAACAAGCCCAACCCUCCCCCGAACCACCCUGGCCAGCCACCAGCGGGCGAGAAGCCUCCUACCCCAGACUACCCUGGCUACCCACCUUCUGGCAACAAGCCCAACCCUCCCCCGAACCACCCUGGCCAGCCACCAGCGGGCGAGAAGCCUCCUACCCCAGACUACCCUGGCUACCCACCUUCUGGCAACAAGCCCAACCCUCCCCCGAACCACCCUGGCCAGCCCCCAGCGGACGAGGUCUGCCCUCCUCCUGUCAUUGUCACCAAGACCCUCACCGUCUACGUUGAUAUCCCUGGCCCGACUCCUGUUCACGGUAAUGGCUGUGACCCCAACGUUCCCGGCUCGUGCCCUCCUGCCCCAACCAUGAGCACCUCUGGCGGUCCCCCCAACACUCCUGGUAAAUGCGACCCCAACGUUCCCGGAUCGUGCCCUCCUGGCUACCCAGCUGCUACCCCAAGCAAGCCUUCCGGCCCUGCUACCACCCCCGGUGGCUGCGACCCCAACGUCCCCGGCUCUUGCCCUCCUGGUCCUCCCGGCGGUGACGACGACGACGAGCCAUGCGAGAGCGAGGCCCCUACUCCCUCCGUUGCUGUUGACACUCCCAUCUACCGCACCGCCGAGGCCACUCCCUCUGUAUACGUUGACACUCCCAUGUACUAUACUCACGAGGCCACUCCCUCUGUAUACGUUGACACUCCCAUGUACUAUACUCACGAGGCCACUCCCUCUGUAUACGUUGACACUCCCAUGUACUAUACUCACGAGGCCACUCCCUCUGUAUACGUUGACACUCCCAUGUACUAUACUCACGAGGCCACUCCCUCCGUUGCCGUAGACACUCCCAUCUACCGCACCCCCGAGGCCACCACUGUCCCUCCCUACCCCACUGGCCCAGGUGACAAGGGUGUUCCCACACCUACUCCCACCGGUGGCUACGGCGACCACUACGGCAGCGGCGGCUACGGAAAGGGAUACUAA